AUGGACAGUCAGGCGCACCGAAAGACAGACAAGUAUACCAAUGGUCAGGCGUACCGACGGACAGGUGUAACGAGCGACGUCCACGUCUACAGCGAGAGACGAGAUGGUGCUGGUCGGGUGUCGGAUCAUGCUGAGAACGUCGAAGAUAAUUUAGAAGCAGAUCCAGAUGACGAUCAAUCUUCUACCUCUCAGCCCUCGCUAAUGACUUUACCUGGAUUUGUACGUAGUCCAGAUACAAGAUGA
Arctia plantaginis is the source of this 243-nucleotide messenger RNA. Lineage: Eukaryota; Metazoa; Arthropoda; Insecta; Lepidoptera; Erebidae. The record is from the annotation of a GenBank genome assembly.